This is a messenger RNA of Drosophila kikkawai, 1020 nucleotides long. Its product is annotated as 18S rRNA aminocarboxypropyltransferase. Gene Ontology annotation, molecular function: rRNA small subunit aminocarboxypropyltransferase activity. Gene Ontology annotation, biological process: maturation of SSU-rRNA. NCBI's taxonomy places the organism in Eukaryota, Metazoa, Arthropoda, Insecta, Diptera, Drosophilidae. The record is from RefSeq and is a predicted model, not a curated record.
UAACGGGUUGGCAGCUCUGUCACCACGAGAUUCUGAAAAACAACAAGUUGUAUAUUUUAGUUUUAAAUCGAAAUGAGUGGCCGGAAUAGAGGCAAAGGGAAGAGAGGCGGAGGUCCCUACCGCAAUGUCAAGUCGAAUCACAAUUGCGCCCGUAGCUUCGCCCAGCAAGCCAACGAACUGGCUGGUAGCAGCGAAGGCGACAGCUCGGAUUCGGACUCCUCUGGAGCAGGUGGCCGGGAUGAUCUCGGCCAACCGCCGGAGUUUGCAGUGGCUAUGUGGGACCUUAACCAUUGCGAUCCCAAGAAGUGCUCGGGCAGAAAGUUGGCUCGCUUGGGACUGAUCUCAAAUCUCCGCCUGGGACAAAAGUUUGCCGGUCUCGUCCUGUCUCCCGUUGGUCAGCUAUGCGUCAGUCCGCUGGAUCGGGAUAUUGUGGCCUCCUCUGGCGUGGCCGUCAUCGAUUGUUCGUGGGCCAAGCUGGACGAAACGCCAUUUAGCAGGAUGCGUAGCCCUCAUCCGCGCCUGCUGCCAUUCCUCGUGGCCGCCAAUCCCAUAAACUACGGCAAACCAUGCAAACUCAGCUGCGUGGAGGCCAUCGCUGCGACACUGUACAUCUGUGGCUUCACAGAUGAGGCGCGUUGGUUCCUGGGAAAAUUCUCCUGGGGCCACGCUUUCAUCGAGCUCAACGAAAAGCUCCUCAACGCAUACGCGACGUGCAAGAGCAGCGACGAGAUUCUCAAGGUGCAAAACGAGUAUCUUGAAAGAGAGCAGCAGGAGCGGGAUAAGCCCCGAGAUCUGCGCGACUUUUAUCCCACCAGCAGCAGUAGCAGCGAGGCGGAAAGUGAAGAAAGCGAUGCUGACGAGGCGGAGGCUAAAGCCAAGGGCUAAUUUUUACAAGGUGCUGACAUUUUAUUAGCAUUACAUUUAGCUUAUUACAAAACUUGUUAGUGCGUUUUUUAAUUUACAAACCAGUUGUGAAGAGCAACUAAAGAAUUAUUGCAAACUGUUUGGAUGAAAUAUUCA